AGAGUUUGUCUGGGGGAGGGCUUGAGUCUCAGAGCCUCUUACUCUAUUUAUGAGGGUCCAGGGAGUCCCCAGCAGGGAGAGAUAGGGAGGAAGCUCACUGCUGGGUCCUUCCUGUUGUUGAAAAUUCACUGGGCUGAACUCAGUGGAACUUUUUCUCUUCUUUUAUACCCUGGAUGAUUUCAAAGCAUGAAGGCAAUAAGCUUAUUCAUCGUAGUGGGUUUUAUCGGGGAGUUGCAGAUUUUCUCCAGUGCUUCCUCUCCAGUCAACUGCCAGUGGGCUUCCUACGCUUCUUGGACAGAAUGCAGUGGUUGUACCAGGACUCAGACCCGCAGGCGAGCAGUGGCUGUGUACGGACAAUAUGGGGGCCACGCCUGUGUGGGCAGCCCCUCUGAGACCCGGCCCUGUGAGCCUACCCAAGGCUGUCCCACAGAAGAGGGGUGUGGAGAACGCUUCCGAUGCUUUUCAGGCCAGUGCAUCAGCAAAUCCCUGGUGUGCAACGGGGACUCUGACUGUGAAGAAGACGGUGCUGAUGAGGACAGAUGCGAAGAUGCAGAGAACAGACCUUCCUGCGACACUGACAUGCCUCCUCCCAACGUAGAGCUCACUGGACAUGGUUACAAUGCACUCACUGGCGAGUUCCGGAACAGAGUUCUCAACACUAAGAGCUUUGGUGGUCAAUGCAGGAAGGUGUUUAGUGGGGACGGAAAAAAAUUCUACCGACUGAGUGGAAAUGUCCUCUCGUAUACAUUCCAGGUGAAAAUUAAUAAUGACUUUAAUUAUGAAUUUUACAACAGUAGCUGGUCUUAUGUGAAGCACACAUCAACAGAUACCACAUCAUCUAGCAAGAAAAGCUCCUUUUUUAGGUCUUCACAGUCUUCCUCAUCCAGUCAUACUUCAAGUACCGUUAAAAUAGAUAAUAAAAAGAGUUACCAGUUGCUGGUCCUUCAGAACAUGGUUGAGGUGGCUCAGUUUAUCAACAACAACCCAGAAUUUUUGCAACUUGCUGAGCCAUUCUGGAAAGAACUCUCCCACCUGCCCUCACUGUAUGAUUACAGUGCUUACCGAAGACUGAUCGACCACUAUGGGACUCACUAUCUGCAGUCUGGGUCCUUGGGAGGAGAAUACAAAGUCCUAUUUUAUUUGGACUCGGCAAAAAUCAAACAAAAAGGAAUUCGUUUAGAAGAUAGUAAGCACUGUGCUUCCUCCAGUUCUGGCUUUUUGGUUUUUUCGUCAUCGUCACAUGAGUGCAAGGAUCUGAACGAUGCCUUAAGAUCAGCUGCAGGCAGUGAGAGCAACGUGCUGCGAGGAAGCCCAUUUGUCCGAGGCGGCCGUUCGGGUUUAGUGUCUGGUCUGAGCUACUUGGAGCUAGAUAACCCUGCGGGAAACAGACAGCGUUAUGCUGCCUGGGCGGGUUCAGUGACCGACCUUCCCCAGGUCAUAAAGCAGAAGCUGACUCCUUUGUAUGAGUUAGUCAAAGAAGUACCCUGUGCUUCCGUGAAAAGACUGUACCUGAAACGGGCUCUUGAGGAAUAUCUGGAUGAAUUUGACCCCUGCCACUGCCAGCCUUGUCAGAAUGGUGGCCUGGCCGCCGUGGAGGGGACGCAGUGUCGUUGUCAUUGUAAACCGUACACGUUUGGCGUGGCGUGUGAGCACGGAGUCCUGGUGGGGGACCAGGCAGGAGGGGUUGAUGGAGGUUGGAGUUGCUGGUCCUCAUGGGGCCCAUGUGUCCAAGGGAAGAAAGUCAGGAGUCGAGAAUGCAACAACCCGCCUGCCAGUGGGGGUGGGAAAUUCUGUGCUGGAGAAGCGUCAGAAAGCAGACCCUGUGGGGACGAGGAGCUGGAACACCUCCGGUUGCUGGAGCCGCACUGCUUUCCCUUGUCUUUGGUUCCCACGGAGUUCUGUCCAGCACCUCCUGCUUUGCAAGAUGGGUUUGUUCAGAGUCAGGAUGCCACGUUUCCGGUUGGCAAAAGCGUAGUAUACACUUGCAACGAUGGCUAUUCUCUUGUUGGAGACGCUGUUGCCAGAUGUGGAGAAGACUUACUGUGGCUUGUUGGGGAAAUGCGUUGUCAGAAAAUUGCAUGUGUUCUACCGGCACUGGCGGGCGGCUUACAGAGCCAGCCCCAGAAGCCUUUCUACAUGGUUGGUGAGAAGGUGGCCUUCUCCUGCCCGGGGGGCAUGUCCUUGGAAGGCCCUUCAGCGUCUCUCUGUGGGUCCAGCCUGAAGUGGAGUCCCGAGACAGAGACUCUUCGCUGUGUGCAGCAAGGCACCCCUUCAACACAGGCAGUGCCUGAGUGCCAGCCCUGGGAGAAGCUGCAGAAUUCGAGAUGCGUUUGUAAAAUGCCCUAUGAGUGUGGGUCCUCCUUGGAUGUGUGUGCUCAGGAUGGAAGAAGCAAGAAGACUCUAGCUUUGACAGUUUGCAAAAUGCAUGUUCUGCGCUGCCAGGGGAGAAAUUACACGCUCGUGAGUGGGCAGAGCUGCAGGCUGCCUUCUUCGGCUGAGAAAGCUUGUGGCGUGUGUCCGCUGUGGGGGAAAUGUGAUGCCCAGAGUGGUAAAUGCAUCUGCAGAAGAGCAUCGGAGUGUGAAGAAGGAGGAUUUAGCAUCUGUGUGCGAGUAGAUGGUGGGGAACAUACAAUGACGGAGUGUGAGGCUGGUGCUCUCAGGUGCCAAGGGCAGAGGGUUUCCGUCUCCAGUCUAAGGCCCUGUGAAACCUGACCCCAGUAGGCCUGCAGGAGGCGUCCUCGGCUCAUCUGGAAGCUACUAGUCUGCUGUCAUUGAUGAAGACAUGUGCAUCACUGGCAUUUUAUGUGCCUCUUCCAGUGUGCUGGCCUCUUCUUUCUCCCACCUCUCUGCCAAGCCCUUCUAUCAGCAUUCCGUAUCCUGUAGAAAUGUUCUGUUCUCCCACACCUGACCCAGAUACUCUUUUAUGACUCUUUCUGCUAAAAAUAUGUUAGCCACACCACAUCACCAUGCAUGAAGUCCCAGGUUCUAGCCCGUCUCCAUCUGCAGGGGGAAGCUUCAUGAAUGCUAGAGAGGUGUUGUGGAGGGGGGCCGGGCAGUAGCACAGUGGUUAAACUCACACAGUACGAAGCUCAAGGACCUGCACAAGGAUCCCAGUUCCAGCCCCUGGCUCCCCACUUGCUUCGUAAGUCGUGCGUGAAGCAGGUCUGCCCGUGUCUGUCUGUCUCUCCUUCUCUCUAUCCCACCCCCAAUUUCUCUCUGUCCUAUCCAAUAAAAUGGAAAAAAUGGCCACUGGGAGCAGUGGGUUUGUAGUGCUGGCACCAAGCCCCAGCAGUAACCCUGGAGGCAAACACAUAAAUAAAUAAAUAAAUAAACAAACAAAUAAAGGAGAAGUGCUGUGUAUGUCUUUAAAGAAAGAAAAAGAAAGAAAGAAACAAAUAGCCGCCGGGAGCGGUGGGGUUGUACAGGUGCCGAGCCCUGGUGGCAAGAUGUGAAUGUUAGCCAAGAUGAAGACUACUCAUGGGACUUUGUAUGAGUAAGGUGUGUGUCUUUUGGAGAAACUGCUAGGCUCUCUGAACUUGACUUUUUAAAUAUGAAGGCUACAAGUUAAGAGUCGAUAAGCUCAACGCUGUACCCAGACUUAUGGACAUAUGCGCUUCAGCGUCACUUCAUCUUUAUUUGAGGAAUCCUAAUUCACAGCUUUGCCCCGAGGGCUCUUCCCAUGUUUCUGGACAGUGUCAGGGCAUCAUCUCACUCUUUUUUUUAAAAAAAAUUAUUUAUUUAUUCCUUUUUGUUGCCCUUGUUGUAGUUAUUAUUGUUGUUGGAUAGGAUAGAGAGAUGGAGAGAGGAGGGGGAGACAGAGAGGGGGAGAGAAAGACAGACACCCGCAGACCUGCUUUACCGCCUGUGAAGCGACUCCCCUGCAGGUGGGGAGCCGGGGGCUCGAACCAGGAUCCUUAUGCCGGUCCUUGCGCUUUGCGCCACGUGCACUUAACCCGCAGUGCUACCGCCCGACCCCAUCAUCACACUCUUUACCUUACCACCACCUUUUCCCAUCCUAAGGCCUUAGGUCCCCAGACUCUCCUGAGUGUGCCCUCUUCCUCCUUCUGAACCCUCAAACUUGCAAAGUAGCUCAGAGUCCAUUGAGGUUUCACCCGGUUACGUUAAGUAUAUUGACUCCACCUCUGGGCCAGAAUAAAGUCUACAAAUUGAUUAGGAAAACAGUUUAGAGAGUCUUCCCUCAAAGAAGUGGAACACGAGAGGGGACACCGCAAAAAGAUAAACGCAUCCUUUCACAAGUAGGACUUUCGCCUUUUCCCUUAGUGACUCCAACACCACAUGCAGGCUCCUUGAUCUUGGCAGGAGAUUGAACACUGAAAUGUCAGAGAGGAAGCCACUGUGAGAUGGUCACAGGAGUCUGCUGUCUUCUUGUCUGAGAAUAAAUAACAAUUCAGUCUUCUCUUUGUGGGGCUUCUCUUUGACACGGACCCAUGUGUCAAACACGAGACCUGUCAUUUCCCUCCCUCCUCCAGCUGUCUUUCCUGCCUGAGCUAUUGAGCGAUUGCACGGCUGGGCGAGCCGCUUUCUUCAAUGUGGUCGCCUUCCUCAGGGGGACACAGCUAGAUCAAUGUGAAGCAUGGGUCUCCUACUUAUUCCGUAUUCAUCUCUCAUCAAAACAAAAGUGCAGCCCCCACUCCUGAGAGGAUGUUUUUCUUCCUGCAAGUGCCAGUGUAACAGGUUUUGACUUUCUGUAGCCCUGGGCUAGGUCUCGGCCUUACCACUGCUGGUUCUGCUUCCUACUCCUCUUUAAUUGUGCCUAAGCAACUAAAGUCGUCCAGGAGAAUCUGUUCUGAGGGGAAUACAUAAUCUUUCCAGGCUCUCCACAUCCAAGAUGGAGCUGCUUUCUGAGCAAGUGCCAUUAAAAAGGUGUUUUCUGUUCCGUUUUAUAGCUUAAUGCUUUUCAGCCACCACGUUGCAGAUGCUGCCAUGACACCAUCCUGACUUCCCUGGGCAGACGCCCUCACCAGUGUGUCCUAGAGCCUCCCCUCCCCAGAGCCCUGCCCCACUAGGGACAGACAGACACAGGCUGGGGGUGUGGAUCCACCUGCCAACACCCAUGUCUAGCGGAGAAGCAAUGACAGAAGCCAGAACUCCCACCUUCUGCAUCCCACAAUGACCCUGGGUCCAUGCUCCCAGAGGGAUAAAGAAUAGGAAAGCUGUCAGGGGAGGGGAAGGGAUGCAGAGUUCUGGUGGUGGGAAUUGUGUAGUAUUUUACCCCUCUUAUCAACU
Erinaceus europaeus (western European hedgehog) is the source of this 5247-nucleotide messenger RNA. It is a transcript of the gene C7, whose product is annotated as complement C7. The transcript has 18 exons. Gene Ontology annotation, biological process: immune response. The coding region runs from base 187 to 2712 and encodes 841 amino acids. Gene Ontology annotation, molecular function: protein binding. NCBI's taxonomy places the organism in Eukaryota, Metazoa, Chordata, Mammalia, Eulipotyphla, Erinaceidae. The record is from RefSeq and is a predicted model, not a curated record. Gene Ontology annotation, cellular component: membrane attack complex.